This is a messenger RNA of Malaya genurostris, 582 nucleotides long. RefSeq names its product ribonuclease H2 subunit C. The record is from RefSeq and is a predicted model, not a curated record. Gene Ontology annotation, biological process: RNA catabolic process. Gene Ontology annotation, cellular component: ribonuclease H2 complex. The transcript has 2 exons. Bases 117 to 560 code for a protein of 147 amino acids. Lineage: Eukaryota; Metazoa; Arthropoda; Insecta; Diptera; Culicidae.
GAUCCCGCGGUUUCUUAUCAACAAGUCUUGCCAAUUGCAAACACAUACAACAAUAGUCUUGCCUAAAUAGUUAUUAGCGAUUUCUAUAUUUCACCUCCGUUUUAUGCUAAGAAACAAUGUCGAUAAAUUUAAAAUUCAAACCAUCUGACGUAGACACCAGUUUUUCUAACCCACCGAAGCUGCAUUACAUACCGGCAACAAUUCGUGGUGAUGGGCCAGCAAAAGUUGAUCAGUAUUUUGAGUCCUACACUGAGCAGUUGGAAGACGAAACACUUGUAAACAGUCUUCGAGGCUUUCCUUUGCGAGGCAAACAGAUUAACCUUCCAAUCGGAUACAGUGGACUAAUUUUUCAGGAAACGCAAAAACCCUUAUCCUCUGAGGAAGAUCGUAAUUUCUCGUUUGGUGGUGCAUUUAAACGAUUCACCUACUGGAACUACGAUAAAAUUCCCUCCAAGAAUGAUCCUUUUGUGAAGGCUCUGGACUGGAUGGAGCUUGCAGAAGCUCUACACGAGCCUAUUUCAGUCAAUAAAGAGAACAAAUUGAUAACUAAGAAAGAAUAAAAUAUUUUUGUUUCAUUUGAAU